AGUCACAUGCUUGACCUACUUAAUCAUAACAUCAGGCCACCUAGCAUCACUUCCACAAUGUGAGUCCCUUUCAGUGAGAUUGUUGGACACUGUAUUGAACGAAAAUGACGUCCAGGAGGAAUAAUUGCUGUGUAGUGCAUUUUUCCACUGUGAUAAAUUGGUCUGUGAUUGUGUUAACAGGGAUUAUAUCUUUGUUUUGCUGGGGCACGUUAGGUGCUAUUCCCUGUGCCAGGCGUGACUUCAGCCAUGGCUCUGUAGUGUGCGUGUGCAAUGCCUCUUACUGUGACACAGUGGACCCCGUGACUUCACUGACCGCCGGCCACUAUGUGGUCUACCAGUCCAGUAAGGCUGGUGACAGGUUUGCCAAAACAACCGGACAGUUUACAAAGGGAAAGCUUGAAGUCAAUAGUGCAAGCUCUGUGGUUUUGACAAUCAACAGAAGCAAGACAUACCAGACAAUGAAUGGGUUUGGAGGGGCCUUCACUGAUGCUGCAGGCAUAAAUAUUCUCAAUGUCUCUGUCAAAACAAGGACGAAUCUAAUGAACUCAUACUUUUCACCUGAGGGACUUGAGUACAGUAUUGGUAGGAUUCCAAUGGCAAGCUGUGAUUUCUCUACACAUCCAUACUCUUAUGAUGACACUGCCAUGGACUUCAGUCUCAGCAACUUCAGCUUGACCAAAGAGGACACCAAGUUCAAGAUACCACUGAUACAACAAGCUCAAGCCAUGAACCACCGCAAGAUGAAGUUUUUUGGGAGUCCUUGGAGUGCGCCAUCUUGGAUGAAAACCAACAAGAACAUGAAAGGACGGGGCAGCUUGAUGGGGCAGCCAGGGGGGAAAUACUUCAAAACUUGGGCCCAGUAUUUUGUCAGGUUCAUUCAAGAAUACCAAAAGCAGAACAUUACUAUGUGGGGUAUUACUGCUCAAAAUGAGCCAUCCGAUGGUGAAAUCAUCGACUUCCCUUUCCAAGCCAUGGGUUGGACUGCAGACCUCCAGAGGGACUUCAUCAAGACAGACCUGGGCCCAGCCUUGCAGGCAGCAGGCUUUGCCAGCGUGAAACUGAUGAUUCUGGAUGAUAACAGGAUCUGGCUCCCACUCUGGGCAAAGACGGUCCUGUCUGACCCAGUGGCAGCCAAGUAUGUGUCAGGUAUAGGUGUUCAUUGGUACCUGGACACAGAAUGGUUGGUGCCUGCAUCACUGCUCACAGACACCCAUAACCUGUUUCCAGACAAGUUUAUCCUGGCCACAGAAGCCUGUGCUGGCUCCAUGCCCUGGCAGACCAAGGUGAUACUGGGGAGCUGGGAUAGGGCAGAGAGUUACAGUAGGGAUAUCAUAGAGGAUAUCUCUAACUGGGCCAGUGGCUGGACAGACUGGAACCUAGCUCUGAACAUGCAGGGAGGACCUAACUGGGUGAAGAACUUUGUGGACAGUCCAAUUAUAGUCAAUGCUGAACGUGAUGAGUUCUAUAAGCAACCCAUGUUUUAUGUAAUGGGACAUUUUAGCAAGUUUGUUCCUCCAGAUUCUGUGCGAAUAGACCUGACAUCUUCUGACAAGUCCAUACUGGCAGUGGCUUUCACAGCUCCUGAUAAAUCAACUGUACUGGUCACUAGCAACAGACAAAACCAAGAUGUGACAGUGGUAGUAAAGGACAGCGCAGUGGGGACCAUGACCAUCACUUUACCACGCCACAGUAUACAGACCUUUGUAUGGUGGACAUAGGAUGGAGAAUAUUUAUAACAUCUCUUUGACACAUUUAUCUUAUUUAUUGGGGUUGUAACACUUAACAGUGUCCCCACAGAUUUAAUCAUUAGAAAUAGUCUUUCAGCUCUCUUGUGAAGAGAUGGAGUCAGACGACAUUUUUCUUGGGUAAUUGUGGCGCAGCUCUUCCACUGUCAUGGAAAGAAUAUUAGAAAGUGUGCACAACUGAGAUCUCUCAGGAAAUUUGUUUUUCUUUAUGCACUUUGGUCAUAUUUAUGCCAGAAAAUUCAGUGUCAAAUAGGUUCAUCUGCUGGUCUCAGAGGUUCAAAGGUGUUGUGAUUUUGUCUUUCAUGCCAUUUCAUAGCGUAAUUUGUUGUAUACUGAGAGUUAAGAACAUAGAUAUUAAGUGUAUGUCAUGUACAACCUACAACUUCUUAUUCCACUGGUCUCUGCAACUAGCAUACCUUAAAAAAUUCAUGUCCAUUUCAAAAUGUGGCAGUCCAAAGAUGAAAUCUAUAGGCAGUUGAUCUGACUUAAAAAUGAAUUUUUUACUUGUCCAAAGUUGAAUUCACUAGUCAUUAGACUUAGACUGCAAGCCUGCAGUCUGACUGCAUAAACAGUGGUGUUAAUUUAAAAUGUGGCUAGUUUACAAUAUUGUUAUAAGGGUAACAGUUUACUUGUUAGAAAUAGGCUUUUUUCAUUGAUGAUAAACACGUUUGCUUUACCUGCUGUGAUACUUGGUAUUUUUCAAAACUGUAUUAUUACUGUGCUUCAGGACCAUAGUAUUAAUGUGAUAUUUUCAUGCCAGUUCCACGGGAUUGAUUUGACAUGUUUUGUAUUCAGCUCUAGUCCUGAAAGCUUUCUUUGCAAAUAGUUUGUGUUGAGCUCAUCACAGAGGUUGUGUAAAACAUUUGUGAGAUAUUGGCAUUUCAGUGAUAUUGAUUUUGAAAUAUCAGAUUGUCAUUGAAAGGCAUUAAUAAAUCAGUUUUGUUGACGUUUGUUUAUUAUGACUUGAUAAGUACGUUUUUUAAGGCACUGUUUUAGACCUUUUUAAUGCUGAAUUUGUCAUGCUAAAAAAGUGAGCUUUCAUUUUCCAUUGAUAGGUAAAAGUGCAAAUGUGCCUAUAGUAUAACCUGUAUGAUAAACACAUCGGGUCACAGUCUUCCUAACAUCGUUUGGUCUAAGAAGUUGAAUCAUUUUUUAAGAAAAUAAGAGAAAGUGAAUAAAGAAAACAAA
Molecule: messenger RNA, 2933 nt
Organism: Lingula anatina
Lineage: Eukaryota; Metazoa; Brachiopoda; Lingulata; Lingulida; Lingulidae
Product: lysosomal acid glucosylceramidase-like
Biological process (GO): glucosylceramide catabolic process
Molecular function (GO): glucosylceramidase activity
Source: RefSeq, a predicted model, not a curated record